Cimex lectularius (bed bug) is the source of this 1720-nucleotide messenger RNA. RefSeq names its product traB domain-containing protein. The transcript is spliced from 7 exons. The record is from RefSeq and is a predicted model, not a curated record. Bases 381 to 1343 code for a protein of 320 amino acids. Lineage: Eukaryota; Metazoa; Arthropoda; Insecta; Hemiptera; Cimicidae.
AAAAAUUACUAGCCUCUUUUUUCUAGAAUGCAAUUAGGUUUUAGAAUCAGAUAAAAGUCAAAGUAAAUGCUUAGGAAUUGAAUUAAAGCAACCUUGAUCUCUAGAAAUAGUACAUAACCUGAACCUGACAAGUCUUAUAAAUGCUUAUGUUCUGUUAGACGUCACAUAAGGUUGGAUGUACUUGUCCCACGUUCGAUACGAUCAGACUGGGUCGAAGUGCGUAUUCGUCAGACUGGAAAUCGAGAAACACCUCCGAGAACGUCCCAGUACUGACCUUGUUCCGUCUGAACCCCUGCCUUUUCAAAAAGAAAUAUUUUCACACUGUCUAUGGGAGGUGACGAAGCUGUCGAGGAAAAACAGUGCUAAUAAACAAAUACGCCAUGGACGAGAACAACUCCGAUUCAAAAGAAUUUUCGAUUGAAGAAUUCGAUGCAAAUCUUCCAAAUACAGUGACAUUAUUGCGUGGCGCGAAUGAUUCGAAGCUUUAUCUUGUCGGGACUGCUCACUUCAGCCUCGAGAGCCAACAAGAUGUUUCUCGGGUUAUACAAGCUGUUAAGCCUGACAUAGUUGUUGUUGAGCUUUGUAAAGGAAGGGCCAACAUUCUUCGUAUGGAUGAAAAGACAAUUGAAGAAGAAGUGAGAAAUUUAUCAUUAGAAAAGAUGAUAAAUAUUAUAAAAGAGAAUGGAGUACUUCAAGGCAUGUUGAACAUUCUUCUUUUAAACCUUUCUGCUCAGCUUACUCGAGACUUGGGCAUGGCACCUGGUGGCGAAUUCCGGAAAGCGUUUCAAGAGGUAAAAAAAUUGAGGCACUGCCUUUUCCACUUUGGUGACAGGCCUAUAAAAGUAACGUUAAAGCGAGCUCUUAGUGUUUUAACUUGGUGGGAAACUAUCAAACUGGCAGUUACACUUAUUUUCCAAAAGCCAAACGUCAGCCGGGAAGAUGUCGAAAGAUACAAAGAGUGCGACAUCCUUGAAUCUAUGCUUCAAGAAUUGACAGAAGGAUUCCCUAAACUGGGCAAAGUGUUCAUCGAGGAAAGAGAUAAAUAUCUAACUUACAGUCUUCAGCUGGCGACUUGCAUAACUUUUCCUCCGGGUACAGGUCAAGGAGAGCCUGUCGUUGCUGUAGGGAUUGUCGGGAUUGGUCAUACUCCUGGUAUUUUAAAACUUUGGGGAAAAGUCAAAGAAUCAGAUAUCCCUCCCAUUUUAAUAGUGAAUGAUAAACCAAGCAAAGGCUAUUUUAAAAAGAGUCUUGCUGUUGGACUGGCUCUAUAUAUUGGAUAUAAAGUAGUAAGAUCUAUUCCAUCCUCAUUUACAACCAAGUUGUUAACUGCAAUAAAACUUUGAGCAGAGUGAGAAGUUAUCUUCAGCAAUCUUAAUUACAUUACAUUUUUGAAAGUUUAAUUUUAUAUUUUAUUUUUUUACUGUUUUAUUUUUGCACGUUAAAAAAAGUGCAUUUUAUCACUGUUGUUUUAAAUUUGUUGUUUUAUUUUUUUUAAAUAAUGCCUUUAAUUAAAAGUAUUUUUCCAUUAUUAAUUAAGACUAUUGUUAAGUAUGUUUUGUUAAUUAUUGAACAGUGAUUGUGUGUGUGUGUGUGAGUAAUAAGUUUUAACUGGUUAUGGUGUUUAAUGUAAAAACAGGCAUGAUUUGAUGAAAUGAGUAAAUUUAGCAAAACAGACAAGUCUUCGAUUUACUCAGGUAAAAUAUAAUUUUAUAAACUACAA